AAUACAUCCCACCUUUAUAAGUACAACAUCACGAAUGUGUGGGUUGAUGUGCAUGUAUUAACAGCAUAUCGCAUCAAUCCUGUAGAUUUUUAGUUCUACGUAUUCAUUCAUUCAUUCGGUAUAAUUUCAUAGAUGUAAAUGUUUUGUUUGUCAUUGUCACUUUCAAACCCACAUAUUUCUUGUGUUGUGUUUAGAGGAGCUGCUAUCGAUCCAAACAAACAACUCUUUCUUCAAUUCUCAACGUCAUAUUGCAGUAAUGGCGACCCAUACUGCCAUGGCUCAAGGCAGCAAUGCCUCAGUACGCAGCUCUUUUGAGCAGCGUAUUGGUAUCCUUCAUUACGUAUCGCAGAAGGAGCACGGUUGGCAUGGCCAAAUUCGCACAAGAUUCACCGACUUUCAAGUCCACGAAAUCAGUAGCGAUGGAGAGGUCAUUCACCUUCAUGACUUCCAGACGAACGCAAGAGGAUUGGCAAAAACCGAGACUUCACGCCAAUCAACGGCUAACACCCAGGUCCCCCAGGCAGACUUUCCAAAGAAGGAUACAACUGCAGUCGCUACCACCGACGAGGGAAACCACGAAUCUCAACCUCGGGGUGGUUCAGAGCAGCCAAAAGAAGAGGGAGGUUCAACUGGCUUAUCACAGGCUGAUCAGACAAUUUUGACCGAUCUUUUAGGUCAAAAGACUACUGAAGAGUUGAUUGACCUAUAUAGCAUAGCCAAGCGAGACAAGAGGUCGCAACCCGACGUCCUUCCCGUUGUGAAGAUUGCAGCAAUAUCGGACAAAGCUCAGAGGUCCAAGGUCCAUUCGGAAAUUCGCCGUGUAUUUGACGGCAAAAUCGAUACCAGCACCGAGAGCGAUGGCUCUAUUAAGGCAGUUAUCGUCCGAAGAAGUAAUCAACAAUGGGGCAACCGCUCCAGAAACGAGAGGUCCAGAAACAAUGGACAAGGUGCCGGCCAGGCCCAGGAUGGCAAAUUCUUGCAUUUCACACUCUACAAGGAGAAUCGAGAUACCAUGGAAGCUAUCAACCAAAUCGCUCGCAUCCUAAAUCUCAAGCCUAGCUUCUUCGGUACGGCUGGCACCAAGGAUCGCCGCGCUGUAACGACACAACGUGUCAGUAUGCGAAGACGAAACCCUCAGUCAUUGGUUUUUCUAAACAAUGACAAGAUAUAUGGCGUCAAAAUUGGGGAUUUUAAGUUUGAGCAUCAAGCAAUUCACCUAGGACAACACCAGGGAAAUGAAUUUGUCAUUGUUGUCAAAAACUGCCACUUUAGCGACACCGAGGAUCUGACAUUCGAGCAAAAACUCGAUGUCGCAAAGUCCACUAUAGACUCGGCCCUAGAGCAGGUUAACAAGAAUGGUUUCAUCAAUUAUUAUGGCACUCAGCGAUUCGGCACACACCAAAUUGGAACUCAAGAAGUCGGAAUGAAGAUUCUCAAACAGGAUUUUGAGGGCGCUGUGCAAGCGUUGCUAUCCUUUAACCCGAACUUACUGGAAACUUCCGACCCAAGUUCUAUCGGGGCGAAUCAUCGUGAGGAUGCUGCCCGCGCACGAGCCUGCUCAAUCUUCCUAGAUACUGGAGAUGCUCAAGAGGCAUCGAAACACCUUCCCCGAAGAUGCCACGUCGAGUCUACAUUGUUCCGUCACCUUGGUCGCCAGCCUAAGGAUUUCCUUGGGGCGCUUCUUUCGAUCAACCGAGGGAUGCGUACGAUGUACGUUCACGCCUACCAGUCGUUAGUGUGGAACUUCGCAGCGAGCAAGCGUUGGGAACGUUUCGGUAUGCAAUUGGCUGAGGGUGAUCUAGUUCUGAUUGAAACCGGAUCUUCCACCUCAAAAGGUGAUCUUCAGAACACAAAUGACGAAGAAACAAUUCACCUUGUAGAUGGAGAGUCCACCGCCGAGGAAGCACAUGGACUUAAAGCACACGCGUUGACGGAGGAAGAUGUUCGCAGUGGAAAAUAUUCCAUCUUUGACGUCGUAUUACCUACUCCUGGUUGGGACGUUGUGUACCCCGGCAACGAGAUUGCACAAUUUUACACAGAGUUCAUGGCGAGAGAAGAGAAUGGAGGUCUAGAUCCUCGGGAUAUGCUCCGUCAUCAGAGGGACUUUAGCCUUCCCGGUUCCUACCGCAAGCUAAUGGGCAAAUUCAUCGGUGUUCCUAGCGCUUCCGUCCGAGCUUACACAAACGACACGCAGCAAUUAGUACCAACUGACCUUGAUCUUAUACGAUCUCGCAAGGCCAAGGAAACAUCAGAACAGGCAGCCGCUCGUCGAGAAAUAAAAGCUGGACCCGCAGCUUGGCAAGGGUUUGUUGACAACGUACAAGAGAACGAGCUUCAGGCGUCUCGUGCUAAGAUUGAGAGACGAAAAGCCGAGUCUUCUAACGUUGUAGAAUGUCAAGCGAGGGACACCUGGGUUCAGACUUCAGUCGACGGAAGCAACAAACGAAUCAAAGUUUCUAAGCAAACCGACGUGAUAAAGUUGGUAGACGAGAAUAAGAAUGAAGCCCCGCAAGAACAAACAGAUGAGAUGCAGGUGGACGAAGGUGCAACUGAUCAACCCAAAGCGUCCGAAGAGAUGCAGUCGACAAACCAAGGCGGUCGAGAUCCUGCCCUUUUGCCUUCUACCCUUACAUCACAGGUGCGGACUAUCGCAGAGAAUACCAUUGAGCUAUUUAUGGCAGCAAUAAGAAUGUUUACUGACAAUGAUAAGAAGGUUGAUGAGGACUCUGUCCAUACCGAAGCGCAACAUAAUGAAGCCGGACCCGAACGCAGAGCGGGUGAUAGCGAACCCACCAAUGGCAAGACAACACCGCCGAUCGAUACCACCGCUAGCGAAAGUGAGACGGCUGCAAAAAUACCCUUCACAGCUACCGACGGCAAGAUCGCAGUGAUCGUUCGAUUCUCGCUAAAUACUAGCCAGUAUGCGACUGUCGUCCUUCGAGAACUACAGGGAUUCACACCUUCGAACGGCCAUUCAAUUGUUCCCGCAUCGUCGGCUUCUCCCAAUGAGGAUGCGAUAGAUUCUUAAAGAAAGAGUUGGCGCCAAGACCUACCUCUUGUCAAUACUAUGUUGAUAUCAUCUAGAAGGGUCCUUCAUUGAUAAGAUCCUAAAGACAUAGGAUUUGCUAAUCUUAUGUCGUAACUCGAGGCAGAAGUCUGUUAGAAGAUUUGCCUACAAAACCGAUGAAAUGUGCUUAAGCAUAUUUCGAGGAACGACUUGAAAGAAAAAGUUUGCUAGGGGUUUGUUGAGGAUUAAGAGAGAUUGUCAUUGUUGUGGAGUGUGACAGAAGGGCUGCUGGUCGUUGUGAGGGUGGUCUCGGAUGGUCAUGGUAAAAUAGACUUGAUACCCAAUUGCUGUAGCUAAUUCACACGCUUUAUGAUGUA
Molecule: messenger RNA, 3384 nt
Organism: Hypoxylon trugodes
Lineage: Eukaryota; Fungi; Ascomycota; Sordariomycetes; Xylariales; Hypoxylaceae
Product: pseudouridine synthase
Exons: 4
Coding region: 257-3028 (923 amino acids)
Biological process (GO): pseudouridine synthesis
Cellular component (GO): nucleus
Molecular function (GO): RNA binding; pseudouridine synthase activity
Source: RefSeq, a predicted model, not a curated record